AUGAGCGCCGCUGCCUCCCGGGGCACGCGCUCCGCGCUCAGUCUGGUGGCGCAGCUCAGCCUGACCGGCCGCUUUCGAGCAGCGCUGCUACACGUGUCCCGUCUAACGCAGCUUUUAAUGCGGUUUGCGAGGCGGGCCCCGUCCCCGAAACUAGAGAAUUCCACUAAACAUGUAAAAGCAGCGAAAGCCAGGACGAGGAAAUGCAGCAAGGCUGGUGAUUUUGUUGAUAUCGGAGACUGGCCAACACCAAGUGAAACAGCAAACAAUGAAUGCAAGUCUCUAAGUCACAGUAAGAAGCCAACAAAUAGAAAAGAAAAGGAGGAGAAAUUUGAUCAAAAAGGCAAUAAUGGAACCAAGGACAACCUGGAGGCUAACCCAAAUGGUCCAGGAGAUACCAUUAGUGAAGAUGAAGGUCAAACUAACAACCAAAGGAAAAAAGGUAACAAGCAAAAAUGGGUUCCACUUCACUUGGAUGAUGUAAGGUCAGAUAGUCAAGAAAGAUCAAGCUCUCGAAGUAGCUCAAGAUGUCAGCUGGAAACAAACAAGUUAAUACUUCAUAACAACAGACGGAAUGAGACAAGAAAUUGGCAUCGUGAUAGAGAAAAGAGAGAUGAUCACGAUGAAGUGUGCAGUGUGAGAAGUGAGGGUGGCAGUGUUCGAGAAUUCUCCAGAGGCAGAGGAAGAGGUAGAGGCAAAGGAAGAGGACGAAGCAGAGGAAACCCUAGAAGGAACUUUGACUAUUCAGUUGGUUAUCAAGAACUGUAUGGUGAAAUAACUGACCAAGCAUUUCAACCUGAGCUUAACUCUAGUAUGAUGUAUUACUACGAUGAUGGAACAGGAGUGCAGAUGUAUUCUGUGGAUGAAGUUCUUCUGAAAGAAUAUAUAAAACGUCAAAUUUGACGAAAAAAGGAAGAAAAAAGCCUGUAUAAGGGCAGAAAGUAUCUGGCAUGUGACUAUCAACUUCAAAACUUCUAUUGCAGUCUUUUUUG
Molecule: messenger RNA, 989 nt
Organism: Meleagris gallopavo (turkey)
Lineage: Eukaryota; Metazoa; Chordata; Aves; Galliformes; Phasianidae
Source: RefSeq, a predicted model, not a curated record